UCGGCACUGACUGGACUAGACUCCCCGCCACGUAACAAGCACCGCGGUAACAGGAGAGAGGAUGUCCUGCUGAACCGAGGGAUUGGCCUGGGAAAGCCGUCCCUUCCUUCCUUCCUUCCUUCCUUCCUCGCUUCCUCGUCUCCUCGCUUCCUUCUUCCACCAGUGUGCAGCAGGAGUCACGCAGGACGGUCGGGAGUUUAUUCCCCCCCCAUUUCCAGUGGAUAAAGGACCAGCGACCCGAGCCCCGGCGCGUCUCUCCGGAUGGGGUUUUCUCGUCGUGUCUCGGGUGACAAUCAGCGUGCGUGCAGGGGAACCAGGCCUUGCACAGACCUGCUCCUCGGUAGCUGAGUUAGCUCUGCACCUGCUAACCAUCACCUCUAUAAUUAGAUCUCAAACUUCUGCAUUCGUGCAAAAAAAAAAAUAAUUUUUUUUUGCUUUUUUUUUUUUUGCAAGUUGUAAAUGACAUAUAUUGUUUCCGUUUUACGAAACGUGUCAUGCAUCAUCAGCCGGCGACUGAGCUCUUCAUUCAUUUUUAAAGCUAACUUUUCCUUUGUUGCAGCUUUGUCUUCAUGCAGCUGCAAGUACGUUGCUUAAAAAACUGAAAAAACCAGCUGGGGUUAGUAAUUUUGUAUUUUUUUCCAUGCAACUCUGACCUCAACUAUUGAAUGUAAAAAAAAACAUAAAAAGGAGUAAAUGAGCAUUAUAGAUUAACGUGCUUUUAUGUUGAAUGAAAUCCACUGAGCUGAUUUUUUUUUUUUGCCUGUUGAUACAGAAUUAAUAUCAAUUAAUCAUCAUCAGACGAGAAUUGUGUUAUUGCAAACAAUAGAUUGGUGCUUUAAUUGAAGAAGGAGAAAGAGCCUACCCCCCUCCCCCCCCAUCCAGCCCCCCAAACCCCGGUUUUGUGGAGUUAUACCACUUAUUCCUCAUGAACAUACAGAGGUCAAAUCCAAUUAACAUUUCACGUCAUGGGAGAUCGCGACACAAAUCGCACGAUUUAGAGAAACUCUCGUGCCUAAGGACUACAGAGUCUUACCAGAGCUUCAGCCCCAACCUCGGGUCCCCCAGCCCGCCGGAGACCCCCGACUCCUCGCACUGCAUCUCCCGCAUCGGGGACUACCUUUUGUUGGAGCCUCUGGAGGGAGACCACGUUUUCAGAGCCGCCCACCUGCACAGCAGGGACGAGCUCGUAUGUAAGGUUUUUGACAUUGGCCGAUACCAGGAGUCACUGGCGGCCUACUUUGCUCUGGGCCAGCAUCACCACAUUAACCAAAUUGUGGAGAUUUUGCUCGGGGAGACGAGAGCCUAUGUGUUCUUUGAAAGAAGCUAUGGCGACAUGCACUCUUUUGUCCGCACUUGCAAGAAGCUGCGAGAGGAUGAAGCUGCCAGGCUUUUCUAUCAGAUAGCCUCUGCUGUGGCACAUUGCCACGACAACGGAGUGGUCCUCCGUGACCUCAAACUAAGGAAGUUUGUCUUCAAAAAUGAGGAUAGAAUCCUUGUGAAGCUCGAGAGCCUUGAGGACUCUUAUAUCCUGGCUGGCGGGGACGACUCCCUGACAGACAAACAUGGCUGCCCGGCCUACGUCAGUCCGGAGAUCCUCAAUGCCAACGGCAGCUAUUCAGGGAAAGCAGCUGACGUCUGGAGUCUCGGUGUCAUGCUCUAUACGAUCCUUGUGGGGCGCUACCCUUUUCAUGACGUUGAGCCAGGCCCCCUGUUCAGCAAAAUCCGCAGGGGCCACUUUAACAUCCCCGAGACGCUGACGCCGAAAGCCAAGUGCUUGAUCCGCUCCAUACUCCGCAUGGAGCCAGCAGAGCGCCUCACCCCUCGGGAGAUUCUGGAGCACCCCUGGUUCGCCUCCUCCGGGGUGCUCGGGGGCACUCCGGUGCACGGCAGAGGGGAGAGGGAGCACGAGCAGAUGGUGCCUGAGGUAAACAUGGAAGAGGAGCUGGAGCAGUUCUUCAGCUGAACAAACAUCAAGCACAAACGGGUGACUCCGCCACGGUUGGCUCUCCCAGGUCACAUCAGAGCCAAGAACAGUAGUUUAGAAAUAAAUAGGUGAAUUUGUCAAUCAUAAUAAAGGUGUUUCCAUCUCGUUUCCUUUUCCACCAUUUUCAUGGAAAACCUUAAGCUUGGCAUGACAAAUGGCAUCUAUACAUCACCUGGCGCUGCACGUCCCCAGUGGGGAUGUCGCCACCAGACAUGCAAGUUGCAAACAAUGUAGCAAAUGUUCUUCUUUUUUCUUUCCGUUUCUUUUUUUUUGUGGAUGUGUUUGGUUUAAUGUGGUGCUCAUGAAAGUAAACACAUUCACCAUUUUUGACACUAUGGAAUAUAUGAAGGGACAAUCGGACACAAAGACCCAAGGAGAACAAUUCUGAAUGAACUGACAAACGGCAGCACCACAGCUUUUUUUUUACAGGUUUUGAUUUGAAUUUUUUAUUUUAUUUUAUUAUUUUUAGUUUUUCCUGGCUGUGGGUAGAAAUGAAUCUGAACCACAGACCCGGAAGAGUCGGAAGCAGUCCCAGGUUCUGUUGCUACACGUGUAUAAGGUCAUUACCCCUGACCUGGAUUCAUAACGGCUGAGGAUUUGUCCUCAUCCGUCUCAUAUUUAGUAUAGUUGGCCUUUUUUUCAAAGUUUCAUUUAUCUCAAUUUUGCAUUUCUGACAGUCACUGAACUCCUUGGUGGCCUUGUUUUUUUUUUGUUUUUUUUUUGUCCAGUUAUGGUUCUGCCACUCUUCUUUUUAAGCUUUUUCCACUUUUCCUUUCAAUUACAUAACAUUUUCAAAAUGAUCAUUUAUUGUAUUUGUUUUCUAAGCUCUUCCAAUUUGUUACUGCUGCAUUAAUGUCACUCCUUCGACCUGAAAUCUUUAACUGUUUUCUUGGUAAUCCUCUCAACACGGCAUCAAGCGCUUGGUGUGUUAGGUUAAUGGAUGAUUCCACCUGUUAAAAUUAGCUGCCUUUUAUUUAAAUUAAUUCUGUAGUUGUAGGAACAAGAACAUAACCUUUAUUUAAAUUGUAACAGCUAUAUAAAUAUAUAUAAAUGAAUAUAAAUAUAUAUAUUUAAAACUACAUUGCAGGGUUGUUUUGUUUUUUUUGUUUUUAAAUCCAGAGAUUCCCUUUUCUCUUUUUUUUUUUUUUUUUUUUUUUCCUUCUUUCUUCUUCCCCAAGUAUGAUGUAGGCAAUAUCUUGACACAGGACAGGCGUCUAUAGAGGAAAGAUGUCUGUCUGAAGUUUUAGAAAAUGAUAUCGUCUGUGCCAGUAUUCCUGUGCCACAAAAGGCCAUGCCACCCAGUCUCCCUCACUUGAUACCAGAUAUUUAGUAGUAGUACUGCUAUGAAAUGCUCACUCCAUGACCUCAUGUUGGUUUUCCUUCUGCCUGGUUAGGUUCUGUGAAGCGAUCAUGCUCAGAAUGGGUACCAGUGGAUGUGUUGUCUUAUCUCAUCAAUGAUGUUACUUGAAUUUUAUUUUAUUUUUCCUGUUCUUCUUCUCCAGUCGAGUCAUUGGCAUGUGCUCCAUGAAUGCUAUAGCCUGCCAAGCGAGGGUGAGGGUGGGAUUGGGGUUAGGAGGAUGCUUUUUUUUUUCUCUUCUCCCCCUCCCCCUUUUAGGAAAAGUGGAAACAGGAGAUGAUCUGAAUUUUCUACUUUUCUGAAUUGGUUUUCAAUUUUGAAAAAGCAGUUAUUGCUUUUUUUCCUUUUUUUUCCUGUAGACUGAGCUACCUUUUAUUUAAGUUGGUGCUGAUUUGGUGCUAAUGUUUAGUCCUUUCUGUUUCACCGAGGGGGGGGUUGGGGGUGGUGCAUGGUGGGAUAUCUGCCUCAGAUGUUCUGAUUGUAUUGUGACAGAUUCUGGUGUUUUUGUCCAAAUUUAUUCAGUAAAUAAAUUGUGAACUGCUAUCUGAUUUUGGUUUU
Molecule: messenger RNA, 3899 nt
Organism: Cololabis saira (Pacific saury)
Lineage: Eukaryota; Metazoa; Chordata; Actinopteri; Beloniformes; Belonidae
Gene: trib2
Product: tribbles pseudokinase 2
Exons: 3
Coding region: 926-1963 (345 amino acids)
Biological process (GO): regulation of MAP kinase activity; positive regulation of proteasomal ubiquitin-dependent protein catabolic process; protein phosphorylation
Cellular component (GO): nucleus
Molecular function (GO): protein kinase activity; mitogen-activated protein kinase kinase binding; ATP binding
Source: RefSeq, a predicted model, not a curated record